AUGGCUCCUGACCUGCUGCUGCCUCGCAUAUUCCUGCUGCCGACGCACUUGGAAGCGGACGAGGCGCGCGAGCUGCAGGCCAGAGUGCCCUCCCUGACGCAGGAUGCUCGCGAGGCGCGCGUCAUCGUGGGCAAGAUCUCGAGGCCGGAGCGCGCCUUGUUUGAGCUGCGGCGGCUGAAGCUCGUGACGGAACCGGUGGCUGCGGAGGAUCGGAGGAGAAGGAGUAGUGAUGCGGUGGAUGUGCCGUCGAAGCGACAGCGGCUGAUGGAGGCUGAGAGGAGGGGGAGUCGAGAGGACGAGGGAUACGAUGGGACGUUGGAUCUGUUGGGGGGGCCGGAUGAUGUUGUUUUGGUGGUGAAGCUGGCUUGGCUGCUGGAUAGCCUUGAGCGAGGCGCGGCGCUGCCCGUCCAGGACUAUCUGCUUUACCGCGGACGAAAGCUCUCAUCCCAGUCUCACGCCGCCAAACCAUCCGCCUCAGCAGUCCUCGCCCGCGCAAGGCAAGACGGCCAAAAAGAAGUCCACCGCACCACCGCCACCAGCCCCUACGCCAAGCGGACGUCAAGGCCAGGGACAAGCUCCUCGACUACUACAGCCUCGGACGGGCGAGGACGGACUUCGGCGGAGCCGCCGACGCUGUACCAUGAGACGACGUCCGAGCACGACAUCCCCCUGCCGCCGAUCCCCGAGUACCUCCACACGACGUAUUCGUGUCAACGGCCGUCUCCCGUGAACCCGCCGAAUGCUGCGUUCAUCGCGGAGCUCAAGGCGAUUCGCACGCUGCGGCUCCUGCGGGGAGAUCAGAUUGGCGUGAGGGCGUAUUCCACCUCGAUAGCUUCUCUUGCUGCGUAUCCGUAUGCUAUACAGCGGCCACAGGAGAUUGAAAGAUUACCUGGAUGCGGUGUCAAGAUUGCGAGAUUGUAUCAGCAGUGGGUAUUUACUGGCUCUACCGACGAUACCAGGGCGGCGGAGACAGAUACCGAAUUGGCCGUGCUCAAGCUGUUUUACGAGAUAUGGGGAGUGGGCGAUGUCACUGCUCGUCACUUCUACAACAAGGGAUGGCGAGAUCUUGAUGACAUUGUCGAGUAUGGAUGGAACUCGCUGAGCCGGGUCCAGCAGAUUGGCGUCAAGUACUACGACGAGUUCCAGCUGCGAAUACCACGACAAGAAACAGAAGCCAUCUCCGGCGUCAUCCUCGCCCAUGCGCGCCGCGUCGACCCAGGCUUCCAGAUGGUCGUCGUCGGCAGCUACCGGCGCGGCAAGCCGACGAGCGGCGACGUGGACGUGAUCCUGAGCCACCCGGACGAGGCGCAGACGCUCGGCAUCAUCGAGAAGCUCGUGUCCAGCCUGGAGAAGAGCGGCUUCGUCACGCACAUCCUGAGCAUCUGGACGCGCAACAGCGAGCGCGGCCAAGCCCCGCUCGCGUGGAAAGGCGACGACCGCCCCUCGGGCUCGGGCUUCGACACGCUGGACAAGGCGCUCGUCGUCUGGCAGGAUCCCGAGACCAAAGCGGACGGGGGCCCUCACCGGCGGGUGGACAUCAUCAUCAGCCCCUGGAAGACGGCCGGAUCCGUAGUUUUCAGGCGAAGGCCGAGAUAG
Trichoderma citrinoviride is the source of this 1596-nucleotide messenger RNA. RefSeq lists its product as hypothetical. NCBI's taxonomy places the organism in Eukaryota, Fungi, Ascomycota, Sordariomycetes, Hypocreales, Hypocreaceae. Gene Ontology annotation, biological process: double-strand break repair via nonhomologous end joining. The transcript is spliced from 4 exons. Gene Ontology annotation, cellular component: nucleus. Bases 1 to 1596 code for a protein of 531 amino acids. Gene Ontology annotation, molecular function: DNA binding; DNA-directed DNA polymerase activity. The record is from RefSeq and is a predicted model, not a curated record.